AUGGAAGAUGGUUCUGCUGAACCAGUUAAUACGGCUGAUAUGGAUGCUGAAUCCAAGAGACUCAUGGUAGUGAGUAGCCAGGACCUGGUCAUGAAAGACGUUCCCUCUACUGUCAAUGCCUUCCAAACAGCCCGCGGUCUGCUGGGGAAGAAAUGCGAGGAGACAGACGCCCAGCAUGCAGAUUCUGUGUACUACUGUGAGAUGGCUCUCUUAGAGCCUGCACGAAUGGAGAACGAUAUCCUGGGUGACUCUCUGGAGGGAAUGCCAGAAGAUGAAGAGUCUGAUAAGGACCCCAGAAUCCUCAGUGCCUUCAACCUUGUUGACAAAGAAAAGGAGGAGUUAAGAAUGCAAGUAUAUGAUGCCAUGUCCGAGAAAGAUGAGAAGGCUAACAAAGUGAAUGAAGACUCCAAAGGAGACUCAAAGCCUGAAGAAGCUAAGGCCGAUGAAGUGACUGCAGAAACCGGAGCAUAUGGUCUACGAAAAGAGAUAAACAACUGUGAGGCCGAGGGAGAUCGCAAGGACCUAGUCCUGGACUCAUACGCCUUCAGACAUGUGACCGGACAGAGCGCCACAGAUGAAGGAAACGAAAUAAGGCAAAAGAGAGUAACCAACUUGGCAGACAACUGGCGAAGUGACAAUUCCUCAUUGGUCUGCCAAGCUGAAAGGAACGACAAAACCGUGGAGACGUCCCAAGAGCUAGUAAAACGAGGUCUAGGGGGCCGAGUGAGACGGGACCCCUUAAGCAACCUACACACCAGAGUGUGA
Messenger RNA from Bufo bufo (common toad), 765 nucleotides. Its product is annotated as histone-binding protein N1/N2-like. NCBI's taxonomy places the organism in Eukaryota, Metazoa, Chordata, Amphibia, Anura, Bufonidae. The transcript has 3 exons. Gene Ontology annotation, molecular function: histone binding. The coding region runs from base 1 to 765 and encodes 254 amino acids. The record is from RefSeq and is a predicted model, not a curated record. Gene Ontology annotation, biological process: DNA replication-dependent chromatin assembly; CENP-A containing chromatin assembly. Gene Ontology annotation, cellular component: nucleoplasm.